UUGGUGACCCAACUACUUUUGGCAACCUCAAUCCCCCCGGAGCAAGUGAUUCAGGCAAUACGAGAUAGUGUUGAGCUACAUACCAGUCGGGGCUACGCUCCAUCAAGAGGACACCAGGAAGCAAGAGAAGCUGUUGCAGAAUAUAGCGCUCAUCAAGGCGAUAUCAGCGCAGAAGAUGUCAUUCUGAGCAGUGGAUGUUCACACGCUAUUGAACUAGUUAUCACGGUGCUUGCUGAAUGCGGCCAGAAUAUCCUUGUACCAAAACCAGGAUUUAUGAUUUACAAAACAUUAGCUGAGGGGUUAGGCAUAGAAAUAAGAUAUUACAGACUACUGCCGGAUAAGCAGUGGAAGGUGGACCUGCAUGACUUAGAGAAUCAGAUAAAUGAUGACACUGCAGCUAUCGUUGUUAUAAAUCCGUCAAAUCCAUGUGGUUCUGUAUAUAACAAGGAACACUUAAGUGAAAUAUUAGAUAUAGCUUCACGAAAUCAAGUGCCAAUUAUAGCGGAUGAAAUAUAUGAACAUUUUGUAUUUUCCGGCAAUGAGUUUACAGCUAUUUCGUCUUUAUCUAAAGAUGUUCCCGUCUUAACUUGCGGAGGCCUCACAAAGAGGUUUUUAGUCCCUGGCUGGCGAAUGGGAUGGGUGAUAAUUCAUGAUCGUCAUAAUAUACUAGGGAGAGAAGUACGCCAAGGUUUAGCAAAUUUGUCGACAAGAAUUCUCGGCCCAAGUACAUUGAUACAACGGGCAUUACCUGCAAUAUUAAAAUACACGCCGCAGAGUUUCUUCGACGAUGUCCUGUUAUUCAUCGAGAACCAAGCAAAGCUGGCAUAUGCUGAACUACUUCGAGCACCUGGUCUUCGCCCGAUUAUGCCGCAAGGAGCAAUGUAUAUGAUGAUAGAAAUAAAAAUAUCACUUUUCUCUGAAUUCAAAAAUGAUUUACAAUUCGUGGAGAGUAUGGUAUCCGAGCAGUCCGUCUUCUGCUUACCUGGGAGGUGCUUUGAGUAUCCAAACUUUAUGCGGAUCGUACUCACUGUACCUGAAGACGCCCUGCGCGAGGCAUGCCAGAGGAUAGUUAUAUUUUGUAAAGAACAUAUAGAUAUGGAUGAAAAAUGCAAUGAGAUAAAAAGCAAUAUUAUACAAAUGACAAAUGAAACCGAAGUUAUAUGUAAUCAUUAG
This is a messenger RNA of Parnassius apollo (apollo), 1173 nucleotides long. NCBI's taxonomy places the organism in Eukaryota, Metazoa, Arthropoda, Insecta, Lepidoptera, Papilionidae. The record is from the annotation of a GenBank genome assembly.